Molecule: messenger RNA, 1983 nt
Organism: Crotalus tigris (Tiger rattlesnake)
Lineage: Eukaryota; Metazoa; Chordata; Lepidosauria; Squamata; Viperidae
Gene: CIMIP7
Product: chromosome unknown C3orf84 homolog
Exons: 4
Coding region: 1191-1901 (236 amino acids)
Source: RefSeq, a predicted model, not a curated record
UUUGGUUUUAAUUACUGGGUCUUAGCAGUGUAGCAAAAAAAUAAAAGAGAGGAAGAGAAAUUCUUUAAACUUAAGCAUUGAACUCUGCUUGUUCCUAGAACAAAUAACAAACAUACUGCAGAAAAGUACUAUGACAGCUUUCCAGGUACUCUCAAUUCCAAGAUGAACUAUAUGGUGUCACAGAUGCUUUUUCAUUAUUUUAAGAUUGAUAAUAAAAGGAUGGAUUAAGAAACCUUUUUGAAGUUUAUAGAACCUUUUAAAUGUGUAGAAAUGUCAAUCAGAAAUCCAAUAACUGGGUUAUUUCUGAAACUUUAAAAAAAAAAUCAUAAAGCAGAGAAAUUUCAGGCUAUGCUUGUGUCACACCCACAUCUUAAUUCGGAAUGGUUGGAAUAAAUCCCGAACCUUGAAUACCUUUUUGACUUUUAAAUCAAAAUCUAUAUAAUGCCCACAACUUUACUGUCUAAUAAUGGCCUGCCAACUUGUAUCUGACCAAUGCCAUCUGUCAAAAGCACAGAAGUCUAACAGAAAAUGUGGGAAUCGUUAUCUUACUCUGAACGAAACGAAGCACAGAAGCAAUAACUAAAAAAAGUUUUCAAAACGAUACCCCUAUUAAUAAAAAUAAUAACAAUAACGUUGCAGCAAACAGCUUACGGCACACUCUGUUUCAUAAACGUGUGCAGUCUCGUACGUAUUUUUCUCUAUGCAGGACCUGGAAGAAAAGGGAGACAAGCGAGGAACACAUGAGAGAAGUUAGUUGUUCGACCUCUGAGGAAAUGGCUUCUGAUCUUCCUCACCACAAUAUAUCCACUACUCUUACGGUUCUAGGAGUGGAGUAACUCAGCUCUAUUUCUCGGGCAAAUGAGAACUGAACGCGACAUCGCACAGACAAUACGGUACGAAGGCAGUCUGAAUGCAAUCAGGUGUCGUCGUCCCCCUCCCCCGCCGCCAUGCGCGGGAACUCGCGUGCUCGCCGCUUUUCGCUUCGCAAGAUCAGCCACGGGAGCCGCGCGCGCCGCGAACUUUAGUAUGACGCUUUUGCAAGAAUCCCACCCGCCAAAUCUACCCUUGUGCGGGAGUCUCUUUUUUAAAACAAAACAAAACAAAACUCCCCUCUUUCACCGGGACACUUUCUCGGGAGAAAUCCAAUCUCGUGGGUGAAAUAGAAAUUAACACUUUCUUCCACCCGGGAAAUGGCAGACUUUUUAUUGCUAUCUUACUCACAGCAUGCCAAUGGUUUCUAUGGCAACCACAGAAGCAGAUGCAGGAGUGACUUCAACCAGGAGUAUCGUAAAGCAGCCCGUCCACAACCUCCUGAUAUCUUUCUGAAGAGGAUGAAGGAAAACCCUUCAAAGCACAUAUUCUCCAAGCAUGAUAACCGACAAGCCUUCCCAGGAUCAGCUACCUAUUUUGAGCAUGGUUUAGGGAGAAGGAGAAUAGAAGGGAGCCUUCCCAAUACCCGGAACCUGAUCGACUGGAUCCCCUUGAAGGAGGAAUUAGAACGCGAUAGGCCCCUUUUCACAAGUUAUCAGUGUGAUUUCCACUCCAAAGGGAAGCUUCCCCAGCUCUUAAUCCAGCACCAGUUGCAAGGGCAACUCCUCCAACGCAUACCCAGCACCACCUACCAACAUACCUACCACAGCUACUGUUUGUCUCAGCCCAACCCAAGCCUACUCCAGGAGCAGCAGUUGGCCCAGGAUCCCAAAUCUACUGUUCCUGCCUCCUGCGAGCCUAGCACUCUUGCCGCCAAUGAUCUUCCAGCUCCUGCCUCCAGCGAGGCCACGGCAGCAGACCACACGACAGCUGCAGAAGCUGUUGUUCCAGCACCUGCUUCUAAGCGCUCUGAGUUUCUUCUUCCACCCCGACUGACAGUUUACGACUGUUUGCACUGGCAUAAUUGUUGAUCAAACAUGGGAUAGUUCCAUAUUCAUUUGACUUGAGGAAAACGAGAUGCUCUUUUGUAAAUGCUAAAAGUGAGAGAAAAAA